CGUCAAGAUAUUGUUUGGACGGCGUGUGGCAUAACUAUUCCAAUUACUCGAACUGCACAGAGAGGAUAGCCAACAUAUCGCCGACAGAUGUAACCAGCCUCAUAUACCUAGCCGGCUACUCGCUCAGUCUAGCCAUGCUGUCUCUCGCUGUGUUUGUUUUCCUUUAUUUCAAAGAUCUCAGGUGUCUUCGGAAUACAAUACACACAAAUCUAAUGACGACGUACAUAUUGUCAGCUUGUAGUUGGAUGUUAAAUUUAGCAUUACAGAACUGGUCUGAUGAAGCCAACCAGGACCAAACGUCGUGCAUGAUACUCGUCAUAUGCAUGCACUAUUUCUAUCUUACGAAUUUCUUCUGGAUGUUAGUUGAAGGUCUCUAUCUUUACAUGUUAGUUGUAGAAACGUUCACCGCAGAGAACAUAAAACUGAAAGUCUACGCUACUAUCGGAUGGGGUGCUCCAGCCAUAUUUAUCACAAUAUGGGUCAUUUGCCGAUGUUUUGUCUCAGUGGUGCCAACAACCGAUCCAGACGGGUUGACGAUAACCGGGGAGGCUAAAAUGUGCCAAUGGAUUCACGAACAUCUAGUGGAUUGGAUCCACAAGGCGCCAGCGCUUGUUGGACUUGCCCUAAAUCUAUUUUUCCUCAUUAGGAUAAUGUGGGUUCUCAUAACAAAACUUCGGUCAGCGAACACACUAGAAACGGAGCAGUAUAGGAAAGCAACAAAAGCGCUGCUGGUUCUCAUCCCACUGCUGGGCAUCACCAAUCUGCUGGUGCUGUGUGGACCGAAUGAUGACUCGUGGUUCGCGCAUGCUUUUGACUACAUACGCGCUCUAAUGCUAUCUACGCAGGGCUUCACCGUUGCUCUGUUCUAUUGCUUCAUGAAUACAGAAGUACGACAUGCGAUUAGAUACCACGUGGAGAGGUGGAAAACUGGUCGUACAAUCGGUGGUGGAAGACGGAGAGGUGCUUCAUAUUCCAAGGACUGGUCUCCGAGAUCCAGGACUGAGAGUAUCCGGCUCACGGUAUGAAGAUUCAUGGACACCGUCCCGGUAACUCCGCCGGUGCUAACGAAAACAGGCUUUAUUGCAUUUACGAAGAGAAUUAAACACAAUGGACUUUAUAAAUAAUGUGGAUUUGGAGGAAAUUUUCUACUUAUUCCUUUUUACUUUGUUAUAUUUUACAUUUCUUUACAAUAAAUCAAUGUUUUAAAUCUGCUUUA
This is a messenger RNA of Maniola jurtina (meadow brown), 1216 nucleotides long. RefSeq names its product diuretic hormone receptor (gene Dh44-R2). The record is from RefSeq and is a predicted model, not a curated record. Gene Ontology annotation, molecular function: peptide hormone binding; G protein-coupled peptide receptor activity; diuretic hormone receptor activity. Gene Ontology annotation, biological process: adenylate cyclase-modulating G protein-coupled receptor signaling pathway; cell surface receptor signaling pathway. Lineage: Eukaryota; Metazoa; Arthropoda; Insecta; Lepidoptera; Nymphalidae. The coding region runs from base 135 to 1025 and encodes 296 amino acids. The transcript is spliced from 9 exons. Gene Ontology annotation, cellular component: plasma membrane.